AUGUCACUUAAGGUUAAUCUUUCAUUCAAUGGAGGCAUGGAACUUUUAUUCAAUAAUCUAAAACAGAAAACUGUCGAAAUACCAGCUUCGAUGAAUAACUCGAACCCGACUACGAUGAAAGAUUUGAUCCGAUGGAUACGCGACAAUUUGUUACAAGAACGUCCAGAAUUGUUUGUUAGUGGCGAAACAGUACGCCCAGGAAUCCUAGUCCUAAUAAAUGACGCAGAUUGGGAGCUGGAGGGUGAAUUAAAUUAUGAAGUUAAAGAAGCUGAUGAUAUAGUAUUUAUUUCGACACUUCAUGGAGGAUAG
Messenger RNA from Ambispora leptoticha, 309 nucleotides. The record is from the annotation of a GenBank genome assembly. Lineage: Eukaryota; Fungi; Glomeromycota; Glomeromycetes; Archaeosporales; Ambisporaceae.